CCUGUCGCGUCAGAUUCUGGUGCCAUCGUCCAAGCACUGCAUUUCUUUCGUCGGAACUGGACCUCCAUGGUCAACUAUCGUCUGUUUUGACGCAUUCAACGGAAAGGCUCGACCUCCACACGCACAGUGCGCUUCAGACGAUCGUACCAACCCUGUAUACAACACGUACAACUGUGCAACAGUUCAGGUAGAGGCUUCGGGCGUGGUUAUGGUGAACAUUGUCAUCGUCAACCAAUCAAGGCCUGACUGUGGAGGCCAAUCAGGGCAAAACCAGGCAGUGGCGUUGCGCACAACGGGAGACAAGGUUCAGCUCCAUGGGUGCUGGAUACGAGGCUGGCAAGCGACCCUUUACACCCAUCAAGGGCGGCAGUAUUUCUCCAGGACUGUUAUCGAAGGAAGCGUGGAUAUCAUUUUUGGAGGGCCAAAUGUGAAUGCGUUUUUCCAUAAGUGUUCAAUCCUAUCGAAGGGUCGAGGCACAUUUACAACACACUAUCGUGAUCUGACCACUUCCCCUCACGAUGCUGGUGCUUUUGUAUUUCAGUGUUGCGCUUUCACCGGUGAGCACAUCAAGCACAAAUGGCCCUUGUUACCUCGGCCGUCCCUGGCGUCAGGAUGCACGAGUCAUCCUAGCACACUGCUAUAUUGGUCAGUGUGUGCCACAGCGUGGCUGGGACCGUUGGGAUGGUUCCACUGACAUUAGCAGACCAACGUUUUGGGAGUUCGAUUGCGUGGGGCCUGGUUCAAUCAAGGCCCAUUCCUCCAUCAACCAAACGUCAGGCCAAGAUAGACCAGUGAUGAUGACGAGCCCCUCCGCAAAGUCACCGCGAUUCAUUGGCCGAGAGCCAGCGCCAGCUGAAGUUGCCCCAUUUCUAGACUUGCCAUCUUUCUUUGCACUGAGCCGAACGGAUUGUUCAGGGAGUGCCUUUCCUGGGCCAGCCCCGCCCUGCUCUGCCAAUGAAGACGGCCCACUCGGAACUCCUCUACCUCCUCUCCAAGAGGCUUCACCACCUUCUCAAGGCACUAGUCCGUCCCCUGCUGCUCCCACAAGGCUAUUCCUUGUGGUUCCAGCAGCGGCAGAGGAUGGGAACUCAGCCCGUUACUGUACCCAUGGUACAGUGAAACGGUUCAGAGGAGUGCAGGAGGCGAUUGAUGCAGUGGAGCCUGGAGGGAAGCACACAACCGUGAUUGCAGUCUUUCCAGGCACCUACUUUGAGCAGGUGCGAAUCCCCUCCAAUAAGACGCGCAUACUGCUGCGGCCUGCAUCCGUCGAAGAAGGGAGCACCGGUGUUGGGGAGGUCCGGAUAGUCUUUAAUGCACAUACUGGAAAAGCUAAGCACGACAGCAGCAGCAGCAGUGGCAGUGCUGGCGGAAAAAUUGCAGGAGGAGAAACCUGCAGUGGCACUAUCGCCACCACAGCCAGUGCUGCAGCGAGCUACACGACCUACACUUCUGCCACCUUUGCGGUUGAGGCGGACCAUUUCACGGCAGAGGGAAUAGUGUUUGAGAACACAGCAGGGCCUCGUUGCGGGGGGGGCUCAGGGCAGCACCAGGCAGUGGCCGUGCGGGUGACGGCAGAGAGAUCCGCGUUCCACAGGUGCUGCUUCCUGGGGUGGCAGGACACUUUGUAUCUGCAUCGGGGGAGCACCUGGUUCAAGGAUUGUCGAGUGGAGGGGUCCGUGGAUUUUAUCUUUGGAGGGCCCAAGGCACGGGGUUACUGGAAGGGAUGUGAGGUGGUGGUGAGGGGCAAAGGGUGGGUGACAGCUCACCGCAGGGACCUCGCCCAGUGGCCUGACGACACCGAUGGUGCCUUCGUCUUUGAUGCAUGCUCCAUCCAAGCAUCAGAUCCCUCAGUGCCUCCCAGCUGUGCCCUGCUGGGGCGGCCAUGGGGUCCAGAUGCUCGUGUGCUGCUGCAUGGGUGUAGCAUUGGAGCCGUGGUCAAGGCGGAGGGGUGGGGCGCAUGGAACUCAGCCACUGAUGUUUCCCGCCCUCGAUUCCUUGAGUGGGAGUGCACUGGACCCGGUGCUUCUUUGGCUCAUAGGGUCAUAGGACGGCAGGCCACCCUACAGGAGGUGAAUCAGCUGGUACCUGAGAGUACUUUCUUCUAUGACUUGCCAGGUUUCCCUGCCCUUACACCUUGAGAGCCAUCUACAGCUGCUCUGCACUUGUUUUGUUUUGCUCAUGCAUGAUGGAUGGCAGAGCUUGUGAUUACAUUUGGG
Molecule: messenger RNA, 2216 nt
Organism: Closterium sp. NIES-67
Lineage: Eukaryota; Viridiplantae; Streptophyta; Zygnematophyceae; Desmidiales; Closteriaceae
Source: the annotation of a GenBank genome assembly